This is a messenger RNA of Physcomitrium patens, 3953 nucleotides long. Lineage: Eukaryota; Viridiplantae; Streptophyta; Bryopsida; Funariales; Funariaceae. The record is from RefSeq and is a predicted model, not a curated record.
AGCCAGUCAAUGGACGGUCCUUUGCCGCAACGGGGCACAAAACGCAAAGCAAAGCCAUGGAAGCGCCAAGAAUACGAGGAGGUAUCAUUGCCAGGGACGGACCAACAGGGGACACACCCAACUGUGUUGCAUGUGAGGUGGGCGAUUGAUGAAUCGAGACGCCAGUAAAAAGUAGUAGCGGAGUAAUUGGGUGCGGGGGAAGGUAUUGUAGAUGGGGAAUCUAGGAUCUGAUCAUAUGGUGAGAGAGGCGAGGCGAGAGAGGAUGCUGCUUGCUUGCUUUCUCCGAUUAGAAAUUCAUCACGCCAGAGAACAAGAGAGCAUGAAGCUGUCGCAGGCGUCUGAUGCGGAGGCGGCGCAUUGAGGCCGACUAAUAUUGGGUUUCCACCAUCUGGCCAUCUUUGCUAAUCUAACUGUAGCAUCUCUCUCGCUCUCUCUCCAUCGCUUUCACUAUCUGUGCGUCGGGGUGGUGCUCACUGCACUGGAAUUUGCCAACAGGUUGUACAGGACAACGUCGCGACCGCCCGCCUUCUUUUGGAAUGAUUCGGGGUUUUGGUCUUGGCUUUUUUUUUUUUUUUUCUUUUUCUUCCGUUCUAUUCUAUUUUCUGGAAAAUCGGUGCCCUGAAGUAGAUGUGUGAUACAAUUGUGCUGGGUGCCUGGGGAGACUCUCUCGCUAAGCCAGACGAUCGAGCUAGGUGGCUAACUUAGUGGGACAGUACUGUGAGGCAUGAGCGUCUUUUCGGGAGAGAUGGGUGGGAUCUGGUCUUCUUCGGUUCUGUCGAGGUUUAAGACGAAUCUGGUGCAUUGAGGUGCUCGUUUUGCAAAUCUUUGUGCGGGUGCUGGUGCCGGUGAUGGGAGUGGUUGAGGUUUUACUAGUUCAGAGCGGAGGCUCGAGUGUCUGGCUGCUGAGGUUUGAGACGAACCCCGUGGAUUGUGAGGGAAGAGGAGUUGGAUGGAUUCGACUUCUGCCAUCAACCGGGGUGACGUCGCAAGUGGGGCGGUAGUGCGUUACUCCUGUAUGAGGAUUGGUUUUCAUCGGCAGCCGUGUCUGGUUUGAUCUACGUGAUUCCUCAAUGGGGUUUGAUGAUUUUCUAGCCCAUAAUUAAAUCCUUGCCACGAUCAGAAGUUAUUUCAGUAUCGCUCUCCAGCGCUACUCGAGGCUAAGUUAAAUCAGAAGUUCAAUUCUUUUCACAGGGAUUAAAGGAACUCACCAAAGGAUUGUAGCUGAACACAAAACACAGAUCUAGGGGUAGAUUAGAAGCCCUCUCAUUCUCAAGUUGUGGGAGUUAAGCUGCAUCAGGCGACACUGAAGAUCGACCCUUUUGAUGAAGUGUUGAUCUCUUAAGAUAAAAUUGAGGAGAAUGAACCGAUUUUCGCGGUAGACUCCAAUCGUUGGAAUUCACGAGCAGCAAGAGAGGCUUCUUCCAACUGGAAAAAUAUGGGAUGAGAUUUCUUAAUAAAUCCAACUGAUGUAUCGGUUGCGUGCGCUGCAUCACUUGUCAGGAGUACCGGUAGUUGCGAAUAUUGUCGGAUCAUCAUGUCAGAGGAAGAAUUUAUAUCGAUUAUCGAUUCGGGGAUAGAGUACACUGGCGUGUCUUCAUUUAGAAUACCGCUCUCGAGCACUCCAUCUCCGCGGACUCCAGCUACACAGCUCCCUCCACCCUCGCCCUAUUCCUCUCAGACGAAACGACCCCCCACCACCCCGUCGAAGCUGCGCUCCGACAGCUUCUCAUCGGGUGACAGGAAAGGUGUGAUUGCAGAUGGCAGAGACUCUACACCGCGGGUUCUAAUCUCGCACUCGAAGUCACAUACCUAUCCUGGAAACAUCAAUUUUACGCUAGAUGGUUCAUCGACUCCAAGUCCUUGGAGAUCGGGACUCUGGAGUGGAGGAAAUGGCGCAAAUCCUGGAGCACCCGUAAAAAAGGUUAUUUUAGUCGACCCCCCGAUUAAUGGACAAUCCCUACAUUAUUCUUCGACGCCAAGUACGUGGAAAGAGGUGCGAACCGGGGAAGCUGGAAAUUCUGGAGCUCCUGUGAAGCAGCCCGUGUCAGUCGAAUAUCGUUUGAGCAAUGGCCAUGGUGAUAAAUCUUCUCCAGCGUCGAAAGCUGCGCCUAUUCGGCAUCUUUCAUUCUCUAGGUGUUCGUUCAAGCAGGUGUCUGUUGACAUUCGAAAGCUUAGAGAGCUAGCGAGACAGGGAUCUUGGAAGAGAAUUAUCGAACGAGUGAAGGAAGCUCAAAGACAAGGAUUACUUUCAACGCCGGACCAAGAGAUUGCGUACGGGACUUACCACCUUCUGGCUCUGAUGAAGCUUCAGGAGUACCGCGCCGCGGCACAUGAAAUUGCAGCCUUUGGUGAUUUGAACUCUCCACAGUACAGAUUCGAGAACCACCCAGAGUUGUAUCCUGAAAAAUCAGGGUCAAUGGUGCCAUGGUCAUUACGGUGUAUGCACGCCGAGCUUCCCCACCGAAUGGGAAAGACUGAAGAAACUCUGCAUCGUCUAUACAAGCUUCUCAAUCACUGUGACGCUCAGAUAGACGCUCUGCAAGUUGAAUAUUCUCGAGACACUAGACCACCCAAUUCCCCACAAGCGCUUGAGAGCAACGGCAGUUCCAAUGGCGAUGAGCGAAAUGGGUACUCUUCGGCUGCUUCCGAGAAUGAAAUCUUAGGGCGAGUAAUGGCGACAUGGCAGGAGCGAAGGGAGGUCGUGUGCUUCUCUAUAGUGGGUCAUCACUUGCAUCAGCAGCAGUUCGUAGUGGCGCUACAAUGGUUGAAUAAUCUCAUGGCCAAGUCGCCGACAGAUCCUUACUUGCAAACCAAGGCCGCUCUGAUACAGCUCCAAUUAGGUGACGUCCUUGGAGCACAGAAGACAUUCGCCGCCGUCGAGGCAUUGGUAUCGUCUUCUCCAGGAUCCCCUGAUUUGACGAACUUGUUAGGUCGAAAUAGGGGAGUAUUAUAUGUGGCUCUGGGUGAGUUUCUAAAGGCUAUUGAAGAAUUCGACAUCGUCUUGUCGAGAAACCCGGACGAUAUCGUGUCUGCCAACAAUAAGGCGCUGUGUCUGCUGUACAACCGGCAGCUGGAGGACGCAGCUGAUACCCUCGAGAACGCCAUUUUCAACGGCCCGAAAUGGCUACUGAAUGAGGCUGUUGUGGCGAAUGUCUGCAGCAUGUACGACGUGGUGUCGUUCAGCAGCGCGGCUGCAAAGCGAAGCUUGAGAACAUGGGUAAUGGACAACGGGCCAGACGACUUUGAACCGUCGUCUUUCCGGUUGUAGCAACAACACACAUUCUCAUGACGGAACGACUCAACCUCUCAAAGCCAUUUUUUCGCCCACACGACCCACCCUCCAAAAACGCAGAGACUGGUGGAAUCACUGGCAAUGUGACAUUCUAACGCAGCAACUCAUCAUCGCAGCCAAGCCCCUCCCUACAUAGCGCAACAAUCUCGAUCUCACCUUGAACCCUAACAACGACUACAGAGAUUAUUUUUGGCUUCGCUCUGUUCUCGCUUCAUAUGGUGCAUUAACACACUCGGCAGAUCUCUCGCUCUAGUCUCUCGCUCUAGUUCGUGAGGAAGCUGGGCGUCUCUGCUUCGAUCGAUACGCCUCGUGAUUGAUCGUCAGUGUGAAGGAGAGAGAUGCGAGCUCCGAUCCUUCGCUACAACCAAAAUUUCAGUCUCGUGUGGGCUCUUCUUCAGCACCUCUCACCGACACCGGCAGCAGCCUGUAGGGUGGUCGGUCGGUACUGGGCAAGCAGGCUGGUAGGUAGCCACGCUGGCAAGUUGGCACGUCUGUUGGUAGGUGGGUAGGUUGGUAGGUACCACACGCACUUACAGUCCACUGGGGAUGGAUGAAAGGGGGCUAGAAAGUUGCUGAUGUACUUUUUCAGACAUGGAGGAUUUGGGGAUUAGUCCAACCAACUUUCACUUUAUUUUAUUUGAAGGGGAAAAAGUUGAUUUUA